CUCCAGGUUGCGAGCGGUCACCCGAUCUGCUUCCUGGGGUUUGCUUUCGCUUUGCCAGGGUCGCCUCUCUAACGGGCUGCGGGAUGCAGUCGCCGGCGAGGCUCUGAUCCGAGGAGAAGCCGAGCGGUGCAUCGCGGGCAGAGAAGGAUGCUGCUGCUUCCAGUCUGCGGGAGAAGCGGGAGAGCCCUUCUUCAGCUGGUGCGGCCCACACACGGGGCCCGGGGCUUCAGCAUCCCCCAGGCGAGAGGCUGCCAUGCCAGAGAACCCUGCCCCCCGCCCGCUCACGCCACCGUGGUUAAAAAGAGGGGCUACGACAUCACCAGGAAUCCCCACCUGAACAAGGGAAUGGCCUUUACCCUCGAAGAGAGGCUGCAGCUGGGAAUUCACGGCCUGCUUCCUCCAUGCUUCUUGAGCCAAGACGUGCAAGUUCUCCGUGUCCUGAAAAGCUACGAGACCAAAGCCAAUGACCUGGACAAGUACAUUAUCCUCAUGACACUGCAAGACCGAAACGAGAAGCUCUUCUACCGAGUUCUCACGUCGGACAUAGAGCGGUUCAUGCCCAUAGUUUACACCCCAACUGUUGGCUUGGCUUGCCAGCAGUACGGCCUGGCAUUCAGAAGGCCGCGUGGGCUGUUCAUUACCAUUCAUGACAAAGGACACAUUGCAACGAUGCUGAACUCGUGGCCCGAAGAAAACAUAAAGGCCAUCGUGGUGACAGAUGGGGAGAGGAUUCUCGGUCUUGGGGAUCUGGGCAGCUACGGCAUGGGGAUCCCGGUCGGGAAGCUGGCUCUCUACACCGCCUGUGGUGGCGUGCACCCGCAGCAGUGCCUCCCUGUCCUUCUAGAUGUCGGCACAGACAAUGAGGCCCUCCUGAAUGAUCCGCUCUACAUUGGUCUGAAGCACAAGAGGGUCCGUGGGAAGCAGUACGAUGACCUGAUAGAUGAAUUUAUGCAAGCGGUUGCUAAGAAGUACGGAAUGAAUUGUCUCAUUCAGUUUGAGGACUUUGCGAAUGCCAACGCAUUCCGGCUUCUCAAUAAAUACCGCAGCAGAUAUUGCACAUUUAAUGAUGACAUUCAGGGAACCGCCUCCAUUGCAGUAGCUGGAAUUUUGGCAGCCUUAAGAAUCACCAAGAACAAGCUUUCUGACCAUAAGUUUGUCUUCCAAGGAGCUGGAGAGGCAGCCAUGGGCAUUGCUCACCUGCUUGUUAUGGCCCUGGAGAAAGAAGGAGUUUCACGGGAAGAAGCAAUCAAAAAAAUCUGGAUGGUGGAUUCCAAGGGACUCAUUGUCAAGGGCCGGAGUCACCUGAACCGCGAGAAAGAGACAUUUGCUCAAGAUCAUCCCAGUGUGAAGAGCCUUGAGGAGGUGGUGCAGAUAGUCAAGCCAACAGCUCUUAUUGGGGUGGCCGCAAUCCCGGGGGCUUUCACGGAGCAGAUUCUGAAGGACAUGGCGACCUUCAACGAGAGGCCCAUUGUGUUUGCCCUCAGCAACCCCACGAGCAAAGCCGAGUGCACGGCCGAGCAGUGCUAUCGCUUGACCGAGGGACGGGGCGUCUUCGCCAGCGGCAGCCCGUUUCCAAAGGUGACCCUGCCAAACGGACAAACGUUCUUCCCCGGGCAAGGAAACAAUGCCUACGUCUUCCCAGGUGUUGCUCUGGGAGUUAUUGCCUGCGGAGUCCGGCACAUCUCUGAUGACAUUUUCCUCACCACCGCAGAGGCGAUUGCACAAGAGAUUACUGAGGACAAUCUUGCAGAAGGACGGCUGUAUCCACCUCUGAGCUCCAUUCGGGACGUCUCCUUCAAAAUCGCUGUGCAGGUCGUUGAUUAUGCCUACAAACACAACCUGGCCUCCUGGUACCCUGAGCCAGAAGACAAAGAAGCCUUCGUUAAAUCCCUCAUUUACAGCCCUGACUACGAUUCUUUCGUUAUAGAUAACUACCGGUGGCCAAAGGAAGCCAUGGAGACUCAAAAUAUUUAGUGUUCCCUUUGGGAGGGAGCGAUCUGGAUAUAAAUGAAGUCUUCUGUCUUGUAGAACACUCCGCUGUAAAUGGGGGAAUGAGCGAGCACCCAUCUCCUCUUUUUGCUUUUGUUUUGAUGUAUCUGAGCCAGAGAUAGUAGGGGUGGUUUAAGCCCCCCAACCCAAUGGAUUGCUAUGCCUAGACGAGGCCUAGAAGGUCCCACCUGCUGUCUUCCUUCUCUUCCCAGAGAGUUUAUCAAAAUUGCUCUGUUGUGGGGGCAUCAGCUUCCAAAGCUCCCUCCCAGGUUUGCAAAAUUCUAUCACCUUUCCCAAAGCUUCAAAGGGUAGAAUCUCACGGUGCCUGGGAAUGGGAGACUCACAGUCCAGCUGCCACGUCUCAGCUACCGGCACUGCUGCCAUCCUCAGCCAAGCAGUGAGGGGUGCAGCCCCUUCGCCUCGGGUACCUGCAAUUUCCCAGAGGCCAUUUUUCCAAGCAAAACCUUCAUUAUUGAAAAGCUUUUGCAUUAGUGCUGUUCUUUAUGUUCUGCUUAUACAACCCACACCCUGAUACAUCGGGGUGCAGGAGAUUGGCCUGGGGGCCAAAGCUGCCCCCCAGUCCUCCAGGGGUUCCCUCAAAAGGCACGUGUCCUUUCCCUCCACUACUGAACAUCUGUUGGUUUCCUAGCUUUUCUGCAGUUUUAAUCCCCUCUUAAAAGUUGCAGUGCCUUCCCUGAGGCUUCGUUACUGGAAGUAAGAGCUUCAUGCUAAAAUAAAUUGGCAUUUUGGCUUUGUGCCUUUUAGCUCUGGCUUGCCACUGGAAUGUGGCUGCAGGAGCUUCUCUGAAGUGGAGUUAGGUUCUCAGGCUGAAGUUGGUUCUGCACCUCCGCCGUGCAUCAUUCCAAAUUCUAGCAAAAUUCACAGUGCCUGGACACUAUGUUGGACGCCAGGCGUGUUUUUUAAAGCCUUCUGCUUAAGUUUCCCGGGGACAAUCAUGCCACCCAAAGCUGAUGAGCUGUACGUUUGUCGGAUCCGUCUGUGGAAAAAGCACUCAGGCUUCUGAAGUGCUUAUAAUAGGGGUUUUGUUUUUAAAGCUAUUCUUCAGACAAUCUCAUCAAGGUUGGCCCUUCCCUUGUUCUAGAUAAAAGGAAAUGGAUGUGACAUUUAUAGUAGAACAGGAAUUAUGCUUCCAUGUAUAGCUUAGAUUCAAAGAAAAUGCUGCUCCAGACUUACGGCUUCGCUAAAUGAAGCGUUUAUCGUGCACCCACUGAUGUGUGUGGCGUCUUUGCAUGACAUCGCCAUCUUCCAUGGCCUUUCGUAUGUUUUCCAGCCAUUUUUGCAGGGUUAUUUAGAGUGAGGAAAGUCGGCUAUUAAAUCUUGCACUGGAAAAAAGCCUCAGGGGGUCUCACAAAUCUGCGCUACUGCCACUGUACCCCAGCGCCAUCUUCUGGUUGGUCGACAGAAUAUAUAGGAAGGCAGAGAAGUAAAACCCCCAGGGAGCAGGGGACCGAUCCCCCACGGAAACUGAAGAAGCAGCCUCAGUAAUGCGGCAGAUUGAAUCCUUCAUGCAGACGAGCCCCUCGAAUUUCCAUCCGUGGCAGAAACAGACAAAGGCGACGCACAGGGAUCUGUGCUCGAGCGCAGUGCACUGAAAAGAUGAGGCCUUGCUGAAUUCAGGCCGUACCAAGAGGGCAGGCAGUUUGAAGCAGCCCCCUUCUUUAACAGCACUUUGAGCAGCAGCGAUCAAGUUCUGCUCCCUGCCAGGAAAAGCGUCACCUGCUGAUUCACCUGAAUGUUGAAGGCGCAGGAGCAAUUUUUUAAAUAAUUAUUUUUGAUGACCAGUGGGCAAUCCUGGAAUCUGCAGACAGGAGGUUCUUCGGCUGUAGGACUAUAUUUUGUCUUCUUCCGGUACACAUUCAAAAAUUCUUGUACAUCGCAAAACAGCUCAUCAGCUGGAGGACAAAGACUAGAACCUUUCUCUCCAUGUGCUAGCUUUCUAUGGGGGGGGGAUUCAUUUGUUUUUCACAUGGAAGAGUAAAAUUGUUGGGAGAUAUUACAGCGGCUCAGGCCAAGUGAGAUUGUCCCCUUGGCUCAUUCAUCCACUUGUAUAGUAGCUGCAGAUAAUGUAGGAAAUCAUCAUCAUCAGCUCCUUUGCCCUCCAGUUUCAGCCUCAGUCCUAACACACAAACAUAAUCUGGUACCUGGGUUGUCACUUUGGUAAGCUGCACGUACCAAGAACUUUUGAGGAAUCCUCUGAAAGUCUAACAUAGUGCCAAUAAAGCUCUGAAGGGUAUCAUUGGAUGCAAUCUCAGGUACUAAUCAUUGUUUUUUGUUUUGUUAUCCAACUGACUUAAAGCAAUUUCCAAAACAUCAUUCGUACUCUGGUGCUUGGGUCCAAUGAGCUAGAGAAGCAGAACAUCCAGCCCAAGGGUUCCCCACACUGAACCGUGCUUCCUCUUGAGAUUCCUGCAGGGGAAGGGCCCAGCUUCAUGCCCCGUUCUGUGGGGGAACCCCUUUGAAAGACGUGCCCAUUGCUGUCUCUGAUCCGGUGCUGCCAGCAAAAGCUUCCAAUCCCAGACCGGAGAUCACAGUGGGGAGGCCAGAUGGACUGGGCAAGAGGAAAGGUUUAUGUCCCAAGGUGAAAAGCCUGUUUCGUGAGCUUCUGUCACAUAGUGCUGAAUGUUGCCAGGUAUUCAUUCUGAGUUCGUCAUUGGGGCAAGAUGUCAUAGCAACCCUGCUUACUCAGGUGCUUCUAGUCCAGCAUCCUGGUUCUACGGAUGACUAUCUAGAUGUCUUUAGGAAGUAUAACGCUCAUGCUACUGUUGUAUUCAAGGGCAGCCUCUCUCUGAACAUUGUACUGAGUAAAAGUAACUUAAAGUUCCUUAUGGAAAUAUAUCCACCAAUAUCGUUAUUUUUCUUGCUAAGAGUUGACUGCAGCUCAGAGAUGAAAUAGACGGGAAGAUGGAGAGGUGGUGGGGGUGGUUUUCAGGGCAGGGGAAAAUAGGUGGAGGAAAGUAACACGCACCAGCCACAUUGGGCUGUGUGUCUCUUCCUGGCCUUUUUAACUUGUAAGUUUGGCUGAUACCAGAAGCAGCAGUGAACAUAAAUCGUGUGGGAAAAGCUGGGCCGCGUUCCUUGGUGCUGUGUAUCGUUCCUACAGUGGCCAACCAGGUGCCUGUAAGAAACCCACAAAUAAGGAGGCAUUCUUCCUGAGGCAUUUAGGACUCACUUGUCUUCCCUACUCACAGCUGUUAUGGAUUCAUUAGACCCUCCAGUUUUGUUUCUGUGUCCAACCAACACUUUCAGUGAGUUUGGUUUGGUUUCAUAGAAUCUUAGAAUAGUAGAGUUGGAAGGGGCCAGAAGUGUUCAAUCCAACACUUGCUCUUCGCCAGUGAGCAAGUGCUGUUAAGUUGACAGAUGUUUAGUUCCAACAGGCACCUGGACCAGAUGUUUGGAUUAUAGAUGCCUUUAUAAGAUGCUGUUUUUUAGUCUCAAAGUCGUGCCCGACCCAUCACAACCCCAUGGACAACAUUCCCCCAGGCUCUCCUGUCCUCCCCCAUCCCUUGGAGUCCACCCACUGUCCCAGAGGCUCCAUCCAUCCACCUCAUCCUCUGCCAUCCCCACCUCCUUUUGCCUUUAUAAGUUGAGUGCACCAAUAAUAUGUUUGCAGAAAGCAGAACAGGGGGACUGGAGGUAUUCCUGGAGGAAGAGAAUAAUGCGAACCACUUUGAGUUCUUCAAAAGAAAGAAGAUGGGAUAUCAAAUAAACAAACAAAUGUAAUAAGCAUUCCAAGUCUGUACCCACCUAAGUAACAACAUCAUUUGAAUUAUAAAGUCUGAAGACACAAAAGAAAAAACCUACACUCGCCCUCAGGAAAAAGAAACUACAGCUUGUUCUUAACACAAUGAAAAAUUAACCCAGGGUGAAUUAUGAUCAUAUUGUAAUUACACACACACACCCAAUGAAAUUGCAUUUGACCAGACGAAGUGUCAGUAUUAAUGAGGUGUUCCAUGAUCCUUGACAAUUUAAAAUCAGCCUUUAAAAUUGUCAGUAAUUUUCUGCACAUACCUUCCUUUAGCUAAUGCAAUCCUUUAUCAAAAUCUGUUGACCUGUUCCAUGUAGAGUUUUUCUCCCUGGUGCACUCCUGUUAUUUGAAAUUGCUGGGUGUCCUACUUGAAAUUGGAAUGUGAAUCAUAAGAAUAAAUGGACAGUCCUUGUCAUUCCAUAUGACAAUGGAGUAGCUACUCCCAACUUUUCUGUGAUGGCUGUACGUCAUUGACUAGUCUCUUUUGUGGCGAUCAAAAUGUACAGUGCAUGUUAUAUAAAUCAGUUUUGCUUCCAUGACUUUUAUUUCCAUUGCACAGCCCACCAUAAUUUAUUUUAGUUGCAGUGGCUGCUGGGUUGUGGGCCUCUGGUUUGCAAAGCAUUUGUGGAUGCCGCUGCUUGCUGCGGCUUGCCAUGUCAUGUGAAUCCAACGCCGAGCUUAGUUUGUGAUGGUAGGCAAAGUAAAAAUAGCCCUAACAGAUGCUAGCGGGUGAGAGUUGUUCAUCCCUCCAAACAGUCCAUAACACAUGAGUUUGCCUGACAUAAGCGACAACUGUGUGGCUGCCUGCAUAUUCAAAAUGGUGGCCAGCAAGCUACCGGAAACCCAUUGCAUGAAGACAGCCCCAUUACGGGACUCAAAAUGGCUGCCCCCACACACUGAGAGCAAACUUACUGUGGUUUUAUCUGUGCAGCUAUGGUGUGUGUGUACCACAACCCUUCUAGAAGGGACAGUCCAGUUGGUUGUCAAGGCCCCACAAAGGUGACCUACCCACAUGGCUCCUACAUUGGCACCCAGACACCACAACUACACAGAGACCCCUUGAAAAAUGGCUCCCAUGUCGGUUGCUGUGUGUAGGGAAGAGGCACAGAAUGGCCUGCCUUUUCUCUCCACACGCAUCUGAGUUUAUUAGGUUAUUAUGCGUCACCGUGCGUUUACUACACUCUUUCUUUACCUCAGCUACAAGACUUGCUUUCUUAAAAUGUUACCUCAGUGAACAUGAGGUCAUUGACCAGCCAGAAACCCUGACUCAUGCAACUUUCACCUCACCAAAUUUCGUUUAAAUGAAAAAGAUUUAAUCUAAUGUCCCUGAGCUUUUCACUGGUACGCAUCUGACAUGUUCGGCAGCAUUUUUAUAUCCACACCAAGAAAAGUUAAUUUUGCAACUUUCUCCCACUUGACUGUUCUGGCUGUGGAUGAUGGUUGUUGUAGUCCAACCUCUAUUGAACUGCAUUGGGGAAACUACUGGCUGCCAGGAAUGGUGCCCGGCACCAGGAAAGAAGGUUGGCUGCAGGGGAAGGUCGCUGGCAGUGCAACCAAGGAUCUGCAAGCAUCCGUGGGCUUCCUCUUGGCUUGGCUUGUUUUCCAAGACCAGGCUGAGCAUGAAAGAAAGUCCACGGAUUCUGGAGGGAUGGAUUCUGAAAGGGCUGGUCCCAGAAAGCAACUGGGGCAGUUCCAGGGGAAAAAAAUCUUGACAACUCUAAACCAUCCCCUCUGCCCCAAAACACAUGCACAAAAGAGGAUACCAGUUCCACCUUCCUGAAUUGAAAUCCAUUUCUAAUUGAGGAUUUCUGAAUUAGGAGUAAUCCUCCUUUCUUUGAGUACUGUUAGAGGACUGCCUGUUUUGCUUUCUUAAACAGAGCAACACUGUGUCAUCAUGGGACAUGCUGCUCAGAGGUUGGGUGGAACGCACCCCCUAGCUAGUUCCCUCUGACCCAGGAGCUGCAUCAAACUGGUCGCAGGUGUUUUCAGAGAAUGGCAAAACUGGAGUGUCACUUCAUCACCUUCGUGAGUUUCAUGAUCUCACCCAUCCUUCAUUUUUGCAUGUGUAUGCACAUUUUUCUUCCAACUGUCCAAACUCAGCCAGAGAAUCUGAAGGACAUACAGCCCAACUUGACAGGCAAAUGCCCAAGCUCAAAAUAAUUUGCAAAUGCUGAAAAGUUCUCCAUUUUCCUACUGAACAAGCCAACGCAGAGCUUGUCUGAGGAUCCAGUGCAUGUCAGGAUAGCCUCACGGGACCCUCCAUGAUUUUUGGAGCCUGCUGUUUUGUAAAUAACGUACCUUAUAGAAAUAAAACAGAGCUUGAUGUGGCGAGAAGCCAGGAUCUGAACUGGCAGAACAAUUCUAUGCGUGCCUAUUCUAUGAAUUCAGUGGGUGUUGUUUGUGAGUGUGCACAAGACUGCAAUUGUAGCCAUCAAGCAAUUUCACCACCUUGUCUGUUCUGCUGGUCCAGUGGAUGUAAUUCAGUGCACUCUGUGUGUGUGUGUGUGUGUAUGGGUGUGGGUGUGGGUGUACUCCUCUCUAUAGAAGUACCUAAAACAUGUGAAUGUGUGUUUUAUUAUGGCAAACCUCAGACAAAGAUGAAUGUUCUGCUUUCUUGUACACUGAAAAAGCACAACUGCAGUGACUGCUGGCUCAGUGGUUUUGUAAUGAGACAACACUGCAUAUUUAAUGAUGUCAUUGUGCGCGUGUGCAAUGGUAUGUACACCUAUUAAAAUCUUGUUGAAAAAUG
Varanus komodoensis (Komodo dragon) is the source of this 8504-nucleotide messenger RNA. It is a transcript of the gene ME3, whose product is annotated as malic enzyme 3. The transcript has 15 exons. The record is from RefSeq and is a predicted model, not a curated record. Gene Ontology annotation, cellular component: mitochondrion. Gene Ontology annotation, biological process: malate metabolic process; pyruvate metabolic process. The coding region runs from base 148 to 1974 and encodes 608 amino acids. Gene Ontology annotation, molecular function: malate dehydrogenase (decarboxylating) (NAD+) activity; malate dehydrogenase (decarboxylating) (NADP+) activity; NAD binding. NCBI's taxonomy places the organism in Eukaryota, Metazoa, Chordata, Lepidosauria, Squamata, Varanidae.